AUGUCUAAACGAGAGACAUUUUUAGAAGCUGUCUGUAAGGAAAAUGUGGAGAAGUUUCUUGGCUUUAUUCAGCUUCAUAAGAAAAAAACCGAGCCUUUUGAUGUGGAGGAGGUGGUGCAGGAGAUGUCCAGAGAGCAGAGGGAGUCUCUCUGGAGGAGGCUGUUGUCCCUCCUUCAGGUAGUCCUGCAGGAGUUGCCUCCUGAGCGCUGGGAGGAGGAGGUGCAGCCAGAAUCAGCUGCAGACCCCAAACGUGUCAUGGCUGUAGUGGACGGUGUGGCAUUCGUGGCCACUGUCUCUCUGAAAGUUUUACAAGAUGGUGACACCUACAGUCCACUUCUGGAAAUUGCCCAUCUGCUUCACAACGUUCUGGAGUCACUUGUUGUGUCGGAGGCUCCUCUGCAGCUCCACAUACAGGUUCUGUUUGAGGCCUGGUGGAAGAAGGGGCUGCAGGAGAAGGAAAAGUUUGGUCACGCUGCUUUCCUCAUCUCCCUGCAGAAGAGCUUCAUUUUAAAGAAACCAGGUACUCAGAUUCAGAGAGUGUGGAGUCUCCAUGAUGUGCUUCUGAGCCUGGACUACACAUCGGAAGACAAGCAGAUAAAGGACUUGUUGCUUCAGUGUUUCCACCAUCCCACUUUCAUUAGAAACGAUGACGGGAAGCGAUUCCUGGUGUUCCUUUUCAGCUGGAAUGUUGAUUUCAUCAGGCUUAUUCAUGGCACCAUCAAAAACCAGCUGGAGUUUUACAACAAGGUCGUAGCUACUCAUAUAACUGAGAUCUACUUUAGAGCGUGGAAGAAAGCUACAGGAGAGUUCCUGGAGAAGAUUGAGAGCGUCUGCAUUCAGGAUUUUAUGCAGAAUGCAAUUUAUCUCCACAGCGCGUCGCCGGUUUACGCCAAAGUUCGAGAAAUUGUGAGGCAUUUUCACUCAAGGAAGAGCAGUCCCAGCGUGGACAAGAUGCUUUAUAAUCUCUACAAGCCGAUACUCUGGAAAGCUCUCAGCGUUCCUAACUUUGAGGUGCGUGCGCAUGCCACUUUGCUGUUCACUGAGGCCUUCCCUGUCCACGACCCGAGUCAAAACAAUGAGAAUAUAGACAUGAAUAUUCAAAAGCAGCUGGACAUGGCAAUGGCCCUCCUUAAUGACCCUCACCCCGCCGUGCGCUCCAAUGCCAUCCUGGGGGUCUGUAAGAUCCUGGCUAAGUGCUGGGAGCUCCUUCCUCCAACAGUCAUCACAGAUUUCCUGAAAAAGCUGGUGAUGGAUCUCGCCACUGACUGCAGCUCUCCUGACGUCCGCUGCUCAGUCUUCAAGUGUUUGCCUCUUGUCCUGGACAAUCCUUUCAGCCACCCACUGCUGGAGAAGCUCCUGCCCACUCUGAAGUACAGCCUCCACGACAAAUCAGAGAAAGUCCGGACUGCUUUCCUUGACUUGCUGAUCCAUGUGAAAGCUGUUCGUGCUGCCAGGUUCUGGGAUGUGUGUAACAUGGACCACCUUCUGGCCCGUCUGGCUAUAGACUCACAUCCAGUCUCCAAGCGUGUCGCCAAUCUGCUCUUCAAGUCCUUCUUCCCUGUCAAUGAGUCGGAGAAGGAGUGGUGCUGCCGGUGCAUCACUCUCAUCCAGAUGAACCCCAUGGCUGCCAGGAAGUUCUACCAGCACGCUCACAAACAUACAGCAGCCACUAACAUAUUGAAGUUUAUAUUGGCUAUUCGCCGCACUCUGAACCGCUGCAUCCAGCUGGACUGUGACGUGACUGAAAAUGAUGGCAACAAGGAAAACAGCUUGGGUGGUCCUGAUCUGUUGGGACAAGACAUGGCUACUGUGGCUAGUUUGCUGGAGAUCGUGGUCAUCCUGUGGGGAAGUGUCGAGAAGGCGCUAAAACAAAACGAAGAGGCGCACAAUUACACUGCUGCUAAGUUUGGAAAUGUCAUGGCAAAGUAUUUCCAGGCUUUUGAGCAUGAGCGAUGCACCGUUCCUCUUAUACAACUGGCCUCAUUUAUGCCAGCGGCUGCAGUUCCAACGUUUAGCUAUGGAAUCCUGUCCAGACUGAGGAGAAUGGACUCUGGAGCUGAUCCUGCGCAGUUCAGUCAGCUGCUGGACUGCAUCUGUAGCUGGGGUCAGGCUUCUGACGUUCUGGAUCUGAUCAUAGACUGGCUCACCGAGUCCCUUCCUAAACAAGGGGAGAAGGUAACAAAAAGCAGAAAAGUGCGCAUUCAAGAGACCAGAGAGGCCAAACCAGACCUGGCACUGGCCUACCUGGAGUACCUUUUCAACCACACUUCUACACGGGAGAAAGUUCUGGCUCUCGAUCAAGGACCUCUGAAGCAGCUGCAUGCAGUCCUAGGGAACUGGAAGUCAGUGCUGUACACUCACCUCACCUCGACCACAGAGGACCCUCAGCAUCCCAAAACAGAGACGGCACUGAAAGCCUUUACAUUCCACGGUCGCCUCGGUGCACAUCUGCAACACAACCUGACAGAAGGUCGAGACUACCUGCUCUCUCUUGAGCACGUGGCAGCGUGGGUUACAGACCGAGUGCUGCCCUUUUUUACUAAAACUUUAAGUGAUGGGGGAGACUCUGAGAAGUCUCAGCAGCUAGCCACGCACAUAACAGAGAGCUUCCUCACAGUCUGCCAAGACGUUUUGCUCAUAGGCUUGAGUGACGAGACGUUCAAGGGUCAAAUCCUCCACCUGUGCUCACUCAUCCUCCUCUCAGAGUCGGGCUACGUGUGCAUUUCUGCAGUGCUGUCAGUUUUGAAGGAGGUGGCAAACAGCUGUGUCCCCUGUGAUAAUAACCAAGAUGAGGAGAAUCAGGAGGAUGUGACACAUCCCAUCUUGGGCAUGGUGGCCAACAUGUUCCAAAAGAUGAUCGAGCUGUUAGCACACCGACUCAGGAAAGAACCAGAGGAAGGAAAACAGCUCUGCCAGUCAGUCGUUCCUGGUCUGACUGAUUUCCUCCAAGUGGCACAAACGUGGGACAGAACCCUUCUCAGCGGGGUCUUCUCUACUGUCUUUGCUGUCAUCAUUGUGGAAAAGAGGCAUUUGCUUCAGAAGAUGACUCAUCCUGAGGAGGUAAUUGUUCCACAGUCUGUGGAUGACAUGCCUCCUUUGUCCAGCAUGCUGCUGUCAGUCAUCCUCAAAUCACCCUCCAUCACCAGGCUGUUCUUGGACGAGGUUAGCUCAUCUCUGGACUCAGACGCCAUCAACAAUCUCGCUGAGCUGGCAGCCAUUCUGCACGUCUUGGCCGUCAUAAACCAUGCGGGACGGUCUAAAGCUGGCCUGAAGAGCGCAGCUGUGUCUGUGCAGCAGCACCUUCACAAGCAUGCCGUCUCAUCUGUAGACAGCAGAGACAUCCAGAGGGUUAUUUAUGAAUCUUCGGUGAUGACUUUGAAUGAGAUUCUACUUUUAUAA
Molecule: messenger RNA, 3399 nt
Organism: Nematolebias whitei (Rio pearlfish)
Lineage: Eukaryota; Metazoa; Chordata; Actinopteri; Cyprinodontiformes; Rivulidae
Gene: ncapg2
Product: non-SMC condensin II complex, subunit G2
Exons: 26
Coding region: 1-3399 (1132 amino acids)
Biological process (GO): mitotic sister chromatid segregation
Cellular component (GO): condensin complex; nucleus
Source: RefSeq, a predicted model, not a curated record